This is a messenger RNA of Knipowitschia caucasica, 1221 nucleotides long. The record is from the annotation of a GenBank genome assembly. Lineage: Eukaryota; Metazoa; Chordata; Actinopteri; Gobiiformes; Gobiidae.
AUGACCCAGGGACACGACCCUACAGACGACCCUACAGACGACCCUACAGACGACCCUACAGACGGCCCUACAGACGGCCCUACAGACGGCCCUACAGACGGCCCUACAGACGGCCCUACAGACGACCCUACAGACGACCCUACAGACGACCCUACAGACGGCCCUACAGACGACCCUACAGACGGCCCUACAGACGGCCCUACAGACGACCCUACAGACGACCCUACAGACGACCCUACAGACGACCCUACAGACGACCCUACAGACGACCCUACAGACGACCCUACAGACGACCCUACAGACGACCCUACAGACGACCCUACAGACGACCCUACAGACGACCCUACAGACGACAGACACCCUACAGACGACCCUACAGACGGCCCUACAGACGGCCCUACAGACGGCCCUACAGACGGCCCUACAGACGGCCCUACAGACGGCCCUACAGACGGCCCUACAGACGGCCCUACAGACGGCCCUACAGACGGCCCUACAGACGACCCUACAGACGGCCCUACAGACGGCCCUACAGACGACCCUACAGACGGCCCUACAGACGACCCUACAGACGGCCCUACAGACGGCCCUACAGACGGCCCUACAGACGGCCCUACAGACGGCCCUACAGACGGCCCUACAGACGGCCCUACAGACGGCCCUACAGACGGCCCUACAGACGACCCUACAGACGACCCUACAGACGACCCUACAGACGACCCUACAGACGACCCUACAGACGACCCUACAGACGACCCUACAGACGACCCUACAGACGACCCUACAGACGGCCCUACAGACGGCCCUACAGACGGCCCUACAGACGACCCUACAGACGACCCUACAGACGACCCUACAGACGACCCUACAGACGGCCCUACAGACGGCCCUACAGACGACCCUACAGACGACCCUACAGACGACCCUACAGACGACCCUACAGACGACCCUACAGACGGCCCUACAGACGACCCUACAGACGGCCCUACAGACGGCCCUACAGACGGCCCUACAGACGGCCCUACAGACGGCCCUACAGACGGCCCUACAGACGACCCUACAGACGACCCUACAGACGACCCUACAGACGACCCUACAGACGACCCUACAGACGACCCUACAGACGGCCCAACAGACCUCCCUAGGACUGACCCCUGUAGGACUGACCCCUGUAGGACUGAGACUGAAACCAUUAUUAUUACAUGUAUUUAUAGGGUGUAA